AUGCGCUCCGACGGCCCGGCGAUGGCGACGCCGGAGGAGCCCUUGAGGAGGCGGAAGGCCGGGGUCGCGGGCGCGGCGCCUGAAUCUUCGCCAGGGCCGGGGCGCGACCCUGCGGGCUGCCCAGCCCGCCUCCGCGCGGGCACCUUCUGGCUGACCAGAAUCGUGCUUCUGAAGGCCCUCGCUUUCGUUUACUUUGUGGCAUUCUUGGUGGCCUUCCAUCAGAACAAGCAGCUGAUUGGAGACAGGGGACUGCUGCCCUGCAGAGUGUACCUGAGGAGUGUGCAGCAGCACUUCCGUGGGCAAGUCAGCUGGGAGACCGUGAGCUAUGCCCCCACCGUCCUCUGGCUGCUGGACUGGUCUCACAUGGACUUCAACCUGGACGCGCUGGCUCUUCUCGGGCUGGGCAUCUCCUCUUUCAUCCUGGUCUCCGGCUGUGCCAAUAUGGUUCUCAUGGCUGCUCUCUGGGUCCUCUACAUGUCCCUGGUCAACGUGGGGCAGAUCUGGAUGGGAGUCCCAGCUUCUGGAGACGGGCUUCCUGGGGAUUUUCCUGUGCCCUCUCUGGACUCUGUCUCCAUUGCCCAGGGGGACCCCCACGUCCCGGAUCGUCCUGUGGGGCUAUCGGUGGCUGAUUUUCAGAAUCAUGCUCGGAGCGGUCCAUCCGGAGGUGGCUCACAUUCCUCUCUGUCUCCUCGGCAGGGCCUGAUCAAGAUCCGGGGGGACCAGUGCUGGCGGAACCUCACCUGCAUGGACUUCCACUACGAGACGCAGCCGGUGCCCAACCCCAUGGCCUACUUCCUGCACCACUCCCCAUGGUGGUUCCACCGCUUCGAGACCCUCAGCAACCACUUCCUGGAGCUUGUGGUGCCCUUCUUCGUCUUCCUCGGACGGCAGAUGUGCAUCCUCCAUGGGGCCCUACAGAUCCUGUUCCAGAUGGUCCUCAUCAUCAGCGGGAAUCUGAGCUUCCUGAACUGGCUGACCAUCGUGCCCAGCCUCGCCUGCUUCGAUGAUGCCACUCUGGGCUUCCUGUUUCCCUCGGGGCCCGGCUGCCUCAAGGACCAAGUCCUGAGGAUGCAGGAGGAGGAAGCUCGAGGGGCCAGGGCCCCAUGGACACACGGCAGCGUGGCACGGCACACAGUCAACCUGGCGCUGGGCGUCCUGGUCGCCUGGCUCAGCAUCCCUGUGGUCCUCAACUUGCUGAGCCCCCGGCAGGUCAUGAACAGCUCCUUCAACCCUCUCCGGAUCGUCAACACAUAUGGGGCCUUUGGCAGCAUCACCAAGGAACGCACGGAGGUCAUCCUGCAGGGCACCGCCAGCCCCAAUGCCAGCGCGCCAGACGCCAAGUGGGAGGACUACGAGUUCAAGUGCAAGCCCGGUGACCUGAAGCGGCGGCCAUGCCUCAUCUCCCCGUACCACCACCGCCUGGAUUGGCUUAUGUGGUUCGCCGCCUUCCAGACCUACGAGCACAACGAGUGGAUCAUCCACCUGGCAGGCAAGCUCCUGGCCAACGACGCCCAGGCCCUAUCCCUACUGGCCCUUAACCCCUUCGCAGGCAGGGCACCACCCAGGUGGGUCCGGGGAGAGCACUACAGGUACAAGUUCAGCCGCCCCGGGGGCACACACGCCGCUGAGGGCAAGUGGUGGAUCCGGAAGAGGCUCGGCCCCUACUUCCCCCCACUCAGCUUUCAGGACCUGAAGGGUUACUUCAGGUCACGGGAGUGGCCGUACCCCAAACCCGAAUAGAGGUGGCCCAGGGCUUGUGCCCCAAGAAAUAAAGUGGGAAGACCACGGGCUGGCUGCUCUGAGUGGGGUCUCCACAAGGACAUCCAGGGAAGCUGACCCGGAGAGGAGGGGCUGCCAGGGUCCUGGGUGGUCGUCUGUGCUUUCUUAUCUCCCCACAGUCAGUCCCUGUGGUUCCCAAGUCUCUUCACUUUGGGUUCGUCAGAGGAAUCCCCAGAAAGCCCCCAGCCCCGCUCCACCCAGAUCGCACCCCUUGUCACCAGGCACCCCCCGUCCCAGACACCAGCAUCCCAAUGUUGCACCCAGCUCUGGUCUGUCCCAGGACCACCUGCCCAUGCGGCCAAGAAGAAAGCCUGCCUCUCCUCUCUGCUCCCCCAAGCAGGUCCCCACCACGUCCAGGAGGGUCCUGCACGAGGAAGUAGUCAGGGCUCCCUCUCAGAACCCACAUGCACCCACAUGCGCUCUCCACAGUGACCAGCACCUGAAGGUGUGGACAGAGGGCCUCUGUCCUCCUUGGGUGGGCCACCCCCACCAGCCCUGAGUGAUGUGCCUCCUCCCCUCCUUUGUGACCACGUUGCCCAGUCUCACACCUGGAGCCUCUGGCUCCCUGACCUAGGGUGGGAGGACGGGACAGCAGGGCGGUCAGCCCCAGCGCUGGGGUCCCCAGGGCAGCGAUUCUGAGGCCCGGUCACUGCAGGUUGAACUGCAUUAAUGGUGUGUUGCUUGGCAACCCUACUGGUCUGUGGCCCAGAACCUCUACAGCCUGAUGUCAGUGGUGAGUGGACACCCACCUGCCCCCCACCAUCCCGGGCGCCUGCCGCACUGUGGAGGGUCCCAGCGGGAAUGAGGUGGUUCAGGCUAGGAGGCCAGGCUGAGGUGGGCACAAGUGUGGAUCUGUGUGGAGGCCUCCCGCCUGCCUGGGGGCCUGGCCGGCCCAGGUGCCAACAAGAGAGGCUGUGUUCCUGCUCGCAGGCAAACAGGCGCCCUGUGUCUGUCGCAGGACAGACAGGGCCUCAGACAAGGAGCCUGGAGCCAGCAAGUCUGCCUGCAGCAGCCGCGUAAAACUACCACCAGCCUGCUGGAAUGGGCAGCCCUUACCGGGGGGCUGUCCUUGGGACCCUGCCAAUGGGUAGGAGCACCAGGGGUGCCCCUGUGGGGCCCGGGGUGGGUAGGGGGCCUGAGGAGAUGCUGUGUCUUGGCUCGGGGUGGCCCUGCAGCCCCAGAACCACAGGUGGCCUCCCUGCCAGGAGCCAUGGUGGGUCCCUGCUCUGCCAGCCCUUCCCGCCACACUCUGGGCUCGCUGCCACCCAGGGCUCGGGCAGGGGAGGCCCCCAGCACUCCUUGGUGUGGGCUCCUCUCUGAGCCUUGGUCCAGCUGUGCCCCCCAAGGCUCCUGGGACAGCCCCCCAGACAUACAUAGGAGGCUGUGCUUAGACAUGUGGACUGGGUGGGGCCGGGGCUGGAGCCGGUGGCAGGAGUGACGCAGGAGGCCCUGAGCCCAUCCGGGGGGUGGUGGGGGGGGGGCAAGAACUAAGUGGCCCCACCCCUCCUGGGACAGGGCAGCAUCCUCUCACCCCAGGGGACGUCCCAGGUGAUCCCUGGUCAGGGUGGGCACAUGGCCCUCUAACAAACCAAAGACUCUGCCAGACCUGCACACCCUUCCAGAGGCUCUGGUUCCCCCAGGGCCCACCCAUCUGCCAGAAAGGGUGCCAGCCCCACCUUCAGAGCCUGUCCUGAGACCACACCCUCCCAUCAAGGACAGCCAGACUGCACCUCUCCUCCACUCAGAGCCCUCCCAGGGCCCCCACCUCACUGAGCAUGAACCUGGGGUCCCUGCCUAUCACCUCCGCCCACUCCCCUGCAUCCUCUCCAUCCCACAUGCCCACCAGCCGUGUUGGGCCCCAGGGCCUUUGCACUGGUAGCUCGUGGUGCUCACCUCUCCCAGGGCCUCCUCUCCUGCCUCUGCUGGACUCCAGGCUGCUCCUGGUCACACACGGGUUGGCGGGGGGCUCAUCCUGGCCCCCCAGUGCUGGAUACACUGUUGACCUGAUGAAAGAGAAAGGCCCAGACACUUAACAUCUGCUCCACCUGAUGCUGCCUCAGUUCAGCUUCAGGACAGUCAGCUGUUUCGGGGGCGGGGGGGGGGUGCCGAGUGCAGGGCAGGGACACAAGGUGGCGCCUUGGCUCGCCCCUCCCGGCAGCUGUGUCCCCAUGAAUCAUCCACCUGGCAGCAGGGGAUGCUUGCAGGUGAGGGUCCGCCUUAUUCAACAGGAGGCUCAGAUGCAUGUUGGAAACUGAAUUUCACCUUCUAAAACCAGGAGUCAGCCUGAGGCUCCUGGGGAGGUGGCAGCAGGAGUCUUCUCAGACCACAGGAGGGGCGGCCUGCUUGCGGGAGGGGCUGCCCUGGAGAGGGGUGAGCAGGGCAUGACCAGGGCACCCUGACUUCCAGAGGGACUGGGAAUUUCAGAUCUGUUCUUCCCACCUGCUCUCUUGAGCCGACGCCCCCUGGAAACCACUGCCUGACAAGCUGGCCCUUGCUGAGACCCCCACCCAAUCUGAGGGUGUCUCCCCCUGCAGAGCACUCUGCCCCAUGGCUCUCACACAUCUGAAUGGGGUCUGUCCGGUGCUGGCAGCAACGCCCAGGCCCAGCCGGGACCCUGUAGGCUGCAGAGUGUGCCCAGCCCCCCACCCACCCCCCAGCUCUCCAACUGGAGGGCGCUGUGCUCAGCCCUCUUGCUCCAGGAUGGGAUGUGGGACUCAGGACUCCAGUCACAGGGCAGUGGCUGAGCUCAGGUGAUCCGCUGAACCUGGCUGUCGGCCCAUCCAAAGCUGUGGGCUCAGCCAGGGGCCUGUCUCAGGGAGGACCCACUGUCUCCCUCUUGCUCCAGGACAGGGCGAGGGGUUCGGGUGCAGGUCCCGUCCCCACGAGGAGGGUGUGUACCAGCCUCCCUCUGUCAGAGGGCCUCUGGUUUUCACUCAGAGGUGAUCAGUGCAACUUGGGUGCCUGCUGAGGCCAAGCCCACCCUCUGUGCAGCCUAGUUCAGAUCAGAGCCCUCCCAUGGGGCAUCCCUGGGCAGGGUUCACAAGCCCUCCUCUCCCUGGGCUUCUGCAUCUGCACGGGCAUGGCCUGACGCUUUGCGCUCUUAGGCCACCAGCUCUGGAGGGACAGGGUCAGCAAACUCCCAGCCUGGUGGCUUUGUGGGAGCAGGAAGAUCUCCACAUCAAUGCAUGUUGAGUUCAAGCAUGUUACCAGUUAUUAGAACGGGCCCGUGAAGACGCAGAAAACCUGAGCUGUCGUGGAGCGCUUCGCUGCCUUCCUCCAUUGUCUCCAGCGUCCCCCACAACCUCUGGGCCCCACGUGGAGUGAGGCUUCUCCCUCCUGAUGUUCAUCCAGGGCUUCUCUCUUGUCUCCUCAUCAGUCUUCUCACAGCUCCAGCUUUGGCUUCUUCAGUCAACUGUCCUCUUCCACUUUCUGUUUCACACACAUACGUUGUUAUUUCCUUCCACCUUUUUCAGGUUUGCCUUCCGUCAUCUCCUCGAGUUGCAGACUUUAUUUCUUUCUAACCCUCCUUCUGAUUUCUAGGAAACACAGCUAAGGACCACACACACACAAGUGGCUGCACCCACAGGCUCUGUUGACCACUGUGGGCUUUGUCUGUGAAUUCUAGAGACUGUGAUGUCCUCUUAACACAUCAAAUAAUAGAGGUGGGAUUUAAAUGUUCAAACGAAUGGAUUUGGGAGGCAGUCUUUUACCUUGAAUUUUAUCACCGUGUUUGCCACUCCCAGCACCCCUCACCCCCCCAUGCCUCCAGCACCCUGGAUUAAUGCCCCUUUCACAAGUGAACAAAUUCUGGUGGAAAGGAUACCUCCAAUUCUGAGACAGCUACUUGCAUCCCUCUGCUGAGGGGUUCCCUAGUUCAGUUAGCAUCAUGACAACCUGUCCCCUGGAUCCAUCCCUGCCCUGUAUCCCACAGCCUGAGGAUACCAUGGACCUUUGUCCCCAGGGAUUCAGUUCCAAAGCCACUGGGUAAGGUGGAACUCACAUGUCAGCAAACUGACCUUUAAAGCUCCUAAAGUAAUCAGCAAAAUUGAUAGAACUGUAGCUUGACUGACAAAAAGAAGAUACAAAUAACUAAAAUCAAAGUUAAGUGGGGACAUUACUACCAACAUUACAGACAUAAAAAGGAUUACAAGAGAACAGUAUGAAUAACUGUAGGCAACAAAUCAGGUAACCUAGACAGUGGACAAAUUUCUAAAGACACACAAAAUGCUAGAAGUGACUCAGGAAGAAAUAGGCAAUUUGAAGAGAUCUAUAGCAAGUAAGGAGAUUGAAUCAGUAAUCAAAACCUCCAGCAGAGAAAAUUACUGCAUCAGAUGGCUUUGUUACUGAAUUCUCCCAAGAAUUAAAGAAAAAUUAACACCAAUCCUUCCAAAACUUUUUCCAAAGAAUUAGAAAAGGAGGUAGGACUUCCCUGGUGGUGCAGUACUUAAGAAUCCACCUGCCAAUGCAGGGGACACAGGUUUGAGCCCUGGUCCAGGAAGAUCCACAUGCCUCAGAGCAACUAAGCUUAUGUGCCACAACUACUGAAGCCCGUGCUCUGCAACAAGAGAAGCCACCGCAACGAGAAGCCUGUGCACUGCAGCAAAAGAUAGACCCUGCUCGCCGCAACUAGAGAAAGCCCAUGCACAGCAACGAAGACCCAACACAGCCAAAAUUUAAUUAAUUAAUUUUAAAAGAGGAGGGAACACUUCCUAACUCAUCCUGUGGAGGCCAGUAUGACCCCGGUAACAAGGCCAGACAAAGACACCAGUAUUCUUCGUGAAUAGAGAUACAAAAAUGCUCAACAAAAUACUAGCAAAACAAAUCUAUCAGCAUAUUAAGAGGAUUAUAUGCCAUGACCAAGUGGUAUUUAUCCUAGGAAUGCCAGAGUGGUUCAACAUAAGAAAAUCAAUCAAUGUAAUACACCACAUUAACAGAAUACAGGAGCAGAAAGAAAAACAUGAUCAUCUCAACUGAUGCAGAAAAAUCAUUUGAAAAAAAUCCAACGCACUCUCAUGAUACAAACCACUCAGGGGCUUCCCUGGUGGCGCAGUGGUUGAGAGUCUGCCUGCCAAUGCAGGGGACACAAGUUCGUGCCCCGGUCCAGGAAGAUCCCACAUGCCAUGGAGCGGCUGGGCCCAUGAGCCAUGGCCACUGAGCCUGCGCAUCCAGAGCCUGUGCUCCGCAACGGGAGAGGCCACAACAGUGAGAGGCCCGCGUACCGCAAAAAAAAAAAAAACAGAAAA
Molecule: messenger RNA, 7022 nt
Organism: Globicephala melas (long-finned pilot whale)
Lineage: Eukaryota; Metazoa; Chordata; Mammalia; Artiodactyla; Delphinidae
Gene: LMF1
Product: lipase maturation factor 1
Biological process (GO): protein maturation
Cellular component (GO): endoplasmic reticulum membrane
Source: RefSeq, a predicted model, not a curated record